CUGCCCUCCCCUGUUUCGUGACACUUUACAGUCCCCCUGCACAUAACAGCAACUGCCGGAAUAGACUUAGCAAUAUCCAAUCAUCUACUGCGGGGAGAUGUAUUUACCCGUCAAUGCUCGGUUCUACUUGCUUUUAGCCGGUUCGGAAUACUCCGAGAUCUUGAUUGGAGAACAAGCCCAGUCAUUGUGGCAUGUUCCAGAUAUUGACUUGGGACUGGACAGGUUAUCUCCCCGUGUCGUGAGUUUGCGGAGUGAACUUGCGGGGAAGUUCAAGUUGACAAGGUCAACUGCGUCACUUGACUUAUUUAGCCGUCAAUGUUUGUGCUUAUUCUUCCUGGGAGUAUAUAUAAUUCGCAGCUCAAAAAAAAUUGAGAGAUGCAAGAGGUCCAGGAUCUUGAUGGCUAAAUAAAUCUUUGGGGUAAAUUGGUAAUGCAUUUGGGUCAAAUUGUGGACUACAAAUGUAUCACAGCUUGAUUGUUCGGCAUGAAACUCGGCUUUCCUUAUUGUGAUGGGGUGACAGCUUCGCUUGUCGAAAAACAUCAGCUGUCAACAUCACAGUGAUUACUAUUUAUUUGACAAAACGGAUC
Messenger RNA from Trichoderma asperellum CBS 433.97, 587 nucleotides. The record is from RefSeq and is a predicted model, not a curated record. Lineage: Eukaryota; Fungi; Ascomycota; Sordariomycetes; Hypocreales; Hypocreaceae.